AUGCCCGUUACAGAAGAAACAGGAUCGGGAACACGAAACAGAAAAUUAACAGACAAAGGAAAGGUAUAUAAACAUGAACAAUACAAUAAAACAUUUAGAACACUGAAGAUAACAAGUGGUGUGAUAAGACAGAUUAUUUCUGAUAAUGAAUCUCCAGAAACAGUAAGAAGAAAGUAUGCUGCAUGGCUUGAGGAUUAUGAGCGUUUUCUUGUUAUAUUUGAUGAACUUGUCUCUCAAUUAACUGACAAGGAGGAGAGAGAAGAAUUGCUUAAGACUCAUUAUGAUUACGAUGUGUUUCUCAUGAACUUUAAGAAAGAAAUAGAGGAGUUCUUUUCCUACCACCAGAGUGUAAAGGAGGAAUCACAAGUAGAAGCAACAAAAGAAACUGUCAGAAGCUUGAAGUCCAAGUCUCGCACAUCUAUAGCUACAAGUAUAUCAUCCAAACGCCUUGAAGAAGAACAAAGAGUAGCUGAGUUAGAAGCUCGCAAAGCAGCACUUUCCCAUAAGAAGGAGUUAGAGAUAGCGAAAGUCAAAGUAAAACUUGAAGAAGAAGAGUUGGACUUGAAUACAAAUAUUGCUAUUGCGAAUGCUAAAACAGAAGUCCUUCAGAAAUAUGAAAGGUGUAGUGAUGCUGAUUUGCAUGAUGAUGUUUCUAACAUUGAUAUAGUGAAUCCUAGAACAUUAGCACCAAAACCAACGCCAAGAACGCCUUUGUUUCCGAGUGAGUUUGCAUCAGUACCGUCCUUGUUUGAGAGGCCUCUGAAUCCGAACGCAGAGACAUUCAUACCCAAACGUGAAGAAAUUCCACCACUUGACCUUCAUUGCCUUGAUGAAACAAAACCACAGACCUCUGAAUCUGAUGUUAUGCAGUGUGUUGUACAAUACCUCCGGAAACCUGUACCAGAGAUAAAGAAAUUUGGAGGCAAUCCGUUAGAAUUUAGACGUUUUGUCAGACAGUUUAAUACCAAAGUAGUGAUGAAUACUAAAGACAAUGAUGAACGAAUGAAUUAUCUUGAGCAAAUGACUUUUGGGGAAGCAUACAGAGUAGUGUCUGGAUUUAGUCAUAUGUCAGGAGACAGAGCCUACAAAGCAGCUAUGAAUCAGCUUGAAGAGCGGUACGGAGACAGUGAGGUAAUUGCAACAGCAUUCAUAAAGAAGGCAUUAGACUGGCCAGCAGUGAAGGAUGCAAAGAUGCUAGAUGAGUUCUCAUUGUUCCUUGUGGAGUGUCAGAACGCAGCUGAAAGCAUCGAUAGUGUUUCUGUCUUAGAUUAUUCAGACAACAUAAAGAGACUUAUGACAAAACUUCCUGUGUAUAUGCAUGAUAGGUGGAGAAAUGUUGUACUGAAAACUAAAGAAGCCAAGAAGACAAAGAGAGCUGUUGCGUCUACUGAUGUUACAAGUGAAGUACAAGACUUUAACGUACGAGAACAGAAAUGUGAAUUCUGUGAAAGUAGUACCCGUGCACUGAAUGACUGCAAGAAGUUUGUAACCAAAGGACUUCAAGACAGAUACAACUUCCUGCGAAAUAAUGGACAGUGUUAUGGAUGUCUUAGGAAAGGCCACAUAACUAAAAAGUGCAAAGCAAGACUUAAGUGUUCCAUAUGCAGCAGGCGUCACCCUACGAUACUACAUGAUCCUGCGAAAUGCGUAGCAAAACGUACAGAUGAAGACAAAGAAAACAUUAAUCCUAUGUCAACAGAUAUCAAAACUACAUGCAAGUUCUCCAAACCUCACAUCAGUGCCUUUAGUGAUAAAGGGGCCGGAGAAACAACCUGUGCUAUGGCAAUAAUUCCAGUGAGAGUUAAACUGAAAAAUAAACCGUAUAGCAUAGAAACUUAUGCAUUCUUUGACUCUGGCAGCAGUGUGUCAUUUUGCACAGAAAACAUAAUGCAUCGACUUGGAGCAAAUGGCAAGAAGAAACAAAUCACCAUAAAGACAAUGGGGAAUUCUCAGAGAUUGAACACAUAUGUUAUCAGUGGUUUGCAAGUGUGUGGACUUUCAAUGGAACAUGUGAUUGAUCUACCGAAUGUGUAUACAAAGGAACAUAUGCCUGUAUCAAAAGAACACAUUCCAACGCAGCAAGAGUUAAAACAGUGGCCACAUCUGUCAACAAUUCAAACAUCAGAAAAAGAUGCAGAAAUUGGAAUUAUGAUUGGAAAUAACAUACCAGAUGCUUACUCUCCAUUGGAAGUAAUUGCUGGGCCAAGUGGUUCUCCCCACGCAACAAGGACACGACUAGGAUGGAUAGUAUGGAAUGUCAUAAGAGAAAAUGCAUCAGAUACAUUUGACAUAAACAGAGUAGCUAUAGAAGAUGCUCAGGAAAGAGACAGAAACUUAGAAAAGAUGGUGAAAGAUUCCAUAAACUAUGACUUUCCAGAACGUCUUGUGGAUGAUGUAAAAGAAAACUCUUUAGAAGAUAAGAGCUUCUUAACUCAAGUUUCAGAAUCUAUUCACAUUCAGGAUGGUCAUUACUCAAUUGGACUUCCGUUUAAGGAUCCCUUUAUUCAGUUACCCAACAAUAUCAUGCAAGGAUUUCAGAGACUUGGGAGUCUAAAGAAGAAACUGAUAAAGGAUCCAAAGAUUAGAAAUGACUAUGUGACUUUUAUGAACAAGCUGUUUGAGAAGGGAUAUGCAGAACCUGUUCCUCAAAGUCAGCUACAAAGAGAGGAUGGCAGAGUAUGGUACCUACCGCACCAUGGAGUUUACAACAAUAAAAAACCAGGGAAGAUUAGAGUUGUGUUUGACUGCUCUGCAGUGUAUAUGGGGAUUUCACUAAACAGCCAGUUACUUCAAGGACCUGACCUAACAAAUAGUUUACUUGGUGUACUUUUAAGAUUUCGUCAGGAGAAAAUUGCUAUACAAGGAGAUAUUGAGGCUAUGUUUCACCAAGUAUUAAUCCCCGAACAAGAUCGAGACUGUCUAAGAUUUCUGUGGUGGAAGGAUGGCAAUCUAGAUGCCAACCCUGAACAAUACAGAAUGAAAGUUCACAUCUUUGGAGCCACUUCCUCUCCAACUUGCUGUAACUAUGCACUACAACAGACAGCUAAAGAAUAUGGUUCCGACUUUGAUCCUACAGUGGUGACCACAGUAUUCAAGAAUAUGUAUGUAGGUGACUGUUUGGCUUCGGUUGACACAGAGAAGAAAGCGGCCUUACUCAUUAAAGAUCUGUCUACACUUUGUAGCAAAGGUGGUUUUCAUCUGACAAAAUGGAUUAGUAACUCAAAACAAGUCUUAAAAUCUGUUCCAGAAGAUGAUCGAGCUAAAGAUGUGCAGGAAUGGAACCUUGAAGGUGAAAGUGAAACACUUGUAGAACGUGCACUAGGUGUGUACUGGCUUGUUAACAGUGACCAUUUAGGAUUUCUGAUAAACAUUAAAAAUCAGCCAACAACCAGAAGAGGAAUUCUAUCAAUAGUGAGCUCAAUAUUUGAUCCUCUUGGUAUCGUGUCACCUUUCGUGAUGACAGCAAAGACACUUCUUCAAAAAAUGUGCAAAAAUUCAAUUGGAUGGGAUGAAGAGAUUAAAGGAAGUCAGCUUAAGGACUGGAAAAAUUGGCUGACACAAGCAAAAGAACUUGAAAAUGUAACACUUGAAAGAUGCUACAAGCCACAAGACUUCGGGAGGACGACAUGUCAGGAGUUGCACUGUUUUGCAGAUGCAAGUGAAGUUGGAAUAGGAGUUGUUAUAUAUCUACGACUCAUCAGUGAGACUGGACAAAUCCACUGUUCCUUUGUUCUUGGAAAGUCAAGAGUGGCACCGUUAAAAACAGUGACGAUACCGAGGCUUGAGUUGACGGCAUCAACUUUAGCAGUGAAAUUAUGCAAGAUAGUUACAAAACAGUUGGAUAACCAAGUUGAUCAAGUUUACUUCUGGACAGAUAGCAUGUCAGUUCUUCGUUACAUAAAUAACACAAAAACUCGUUUUCAAACAUUUGUUGCCAAUAGGCUUGCCAUAAUUCAUGCAGCAACUACAGUCAACCAGUGGCACUAUGUCAACUCUAAAGAUAAUCCAGCAGACUGUGCGUCAAGGGGAAUACCAGUAGUAAAUAGAUUUCUUGAAUCAGCAGCAUGGUUCAGUGGUCCUGAGUGGUUAUGGAAACCAGAUGUUUCAUGGCCGUCUACUGAAAUCAUUAGUGAUUCGUCAGAAAUUGACAGUGCUGAAAUAAAAGACAGCGGCAACACAGCAGUUAAAACAGAAACAGUGGAAGGAAUGGAAAGAUUACUCCAGCACUUCUCUUCCUGGAAAAAGCUGAAAACAGUGACUGGAUGGCUACUCUUAGCACGAGAAAACCUCAAAGGAAUAAUGGAGAGGAAAAGAGAAUGGAGAUCAAGAAUGACAUCGGAGGGAUUGACAGAAGAGAAAAUACAAGAAUUAGAAAAGAAGGAAAAGCAUAACAGAUUGAAAAAUGAUACACAAAGACCUUCAUUAAAUGUAGACAUUCUUGACAGAGCAGAAACAGACAUUUUGAAGUAUGUGCAGAUGAAGCAUUUUGCCCAAGAAUUUAAAGACUUGAAUUCAAGUGAAAAUGGAGUUGUUAAAAGGUUAUCAAGAUUAGCCAAGUUAGACCCAAUUGUUCACAAUGGAGUUCUACGUGUAGGCGGUAGACUUAAGAAACUGGAUACAACUCUUAACAAUAAACAUCAAAUUAUUAUUCCCAAAGAGUCUGUAUUAGCCAGUUGA
Molecule: messenger RNA, 4677 nt
Organism: Saccostrea echinata
Lineage: Eukaryota; Metazoa; Mollusca; Bivalvia; Ostreida; Ostreidae
Exons: 2
Coding region: 1-4677 (1558 amino acids)
Molecular function (GO): zinc ion binding; nucleic acid binding
Source: RefSeq, a predicted model, not a curated record